Molecule: messenger RNA, 333 nt
Organism: Glycine soja
Lineage: Eukaryota; Viridiplantae; Streptophyta; Magnoliopsida; Fabales; Fabaceae
Source: the annotation of a RefSeq genome assembly
AUGAGCGUGAUAAGAGGGAUUGCUUUCCUCUGUAUCUACGCAAUUUCCCGCUUCUUUUCCUCGCGUCCUCCUUUCCUUCUUUCAUUCUUUGUUGGCUCGCAGGGAUAUCGAUUACUGGUCGUAAGGGGUGGGAUAUCUGGUUCAGCAGCAGAUCCUAAUUACCCUUCUGGUGACUCCGUAACUCAUUGCUUCCUCUCUUUUCAAAGCUUGUGGGUGCUCUGCUUCAAGAGUCUAGUCUAUUUAUCAUUUAACGGAUUGCCGAGCGGAGAAGCGUUAACUACUGGGAUAUCGGGGAGUUCCUCUCCAGCUACUGGAACUUCCCUCGCUACAUGA